AUGAGUUUAAUAGAGUGUGUUUCUCAGUCCCUCUCAACAGCAAUCACCGCUAAAGAAGAUAAGGAUUCUGAUUGUGAUUGUUGCAUUCUUAAUGAAGUGAAUGUUGAAUCCGAUGUUAACAAGAAAAAGGAACGUGAUGGUUAUGAUGAAGAUAAUUUGAACUGUGUAAAUAUUGAGAGUGUUGAUGCUACUACUGCUGCUGCCAGUGCUAUUACUGAACAGCAGAUGAAUAACAAGAGAAUGAAUGUGUUGUGUUUGGGGGGUUCAGAUAGUGGAAAGAGUACGUUUGUAAAUACAUUGACAGAGCAAUAUCAGAGCAAUUCAAAGGCUGUGUCGACUUCUGAACACUUUGAGUGUUUGUGUAGACAUAUGAGUCAGAUAGCAAAGAGUUACAGACAAGAUGGACAUGAGAGAUGGCCAGAAUGUUCAGAGAUGACAAAUAAGAUUCUCUUUGGUGGGGAGGAAUCAACAGAAGAUGUUAGCUCCCCGAAAGAUGAUGAAAUUCAAAUAAUUAUCACAGAUUUUGAAAGAAUUUGGUCAACUUGCCUGAAAUCUUACUAUGAAAAGAAUAAGGAUGCAAAGCAUUUCACAGAAAAUAUGAAUCAAGUAUUCAAGAAUGGUAAACUCUGCCUUCAAAAAUGUAAAUAUCAAUUAUAUAAUAGCACGAAUUCGACACAAAGAGAAACCAUUAGAAGAUUUUCCACUAGUCAUGAAUUGAAUUUGGUUACAGCUGGAGGAAAGAAGAUGGAAAGAAGAAGAUGGAAUUCACUCGAUUUGGAAGGAACCAAUGUCUUGUUACUCUUUGUUUCCCUCUCUGAAUUCAAUCAGCAAUCCAUAGAAGAUUCCAAAACCAAUAGAAUGGACGAAAGCUUAAAGACCUUUAAAGAAUUAUUGACCAAGAAACAAUUGAAGAAUAGCAGAAAGGUUGUAAUCUUUUCAAAACCAGAUAUUCUCCAAGAAAAACUCUCAGUAGAAGCUCGUUAUCAAAGACAAGUUUGUGAUUCUAUGAAAGAAGAAUUGAAAUCCAUGUCCAAUCUUAAUUUGGAAAGAAGUGUACUCAAUUCAACCAUUAACGAGUAUGAAAACCUAUUCCAACAAUAUUGUAAAGACUCCAAGUUUGAUUAUCACGUGUGUAAUACGACCAAUGAAGAAGAAGUACAAUCGUGCAUGCAAAGAAUUGUUUCCAAUAACUCCCAACCUUUCAUUUCUAAUAAUUUGAAGAGAAAAGAUGAAAAAUUCAUCAACAAGUUGUAUUCCAGCUUGAACAACAAGUUUUCUGAUAUUUCAUUUGUGUAA
Messenger RNA from Naegleria gruberi, 1296 nucleotides. RefSeq lists its product as uncharacterized. The transcript has a single exon. Lineage: Eukaryota; Heterolobosea; Eutetramitea; Acrasida; Naegleriidae. Gene Ontology annotation, biological process: adenylate cyclase-modulating G protein-coupled receptor signaling pathway. Bases 1 to 1296 code for a protein of 431 amino acids. The record is from RefSeq and is a predicted model, not a curated record. Gene Ontology annotation, molecular function: G protein-coupled receptor binding; GTPase activity; G-protein beta/gamma-subunit complex binding. Gene Ontology annotation, cellular component: heterotrimeric G-protein complex.